This is a messenger RNA of Archocentrus centrarchus (flier cichlid), 1403 nucleotides long. RefSeq names its product peroxisomal biogenesis factor 26 (gene pex26). The transcript has 5 exons. Gene Ontology annotation, biological process: protein import into peroxisome membrane; protein import into peroxisome matrix. Bases 112 to 1026 code for a protein of 304 amino acids. Gene Ontology annotation, cellular component: peroxisomal membrane; peroxisome. Gene Ontology annotation, molecular function: protein-containing complex binding; ATPase binding. Lineage: Eukaryota; Metazoa; Chordata; Actinopteri; Cichliformes; Cichlidae. The record is from RefSeq and is a predicted model, not a curated record.
UAAAGGAAAUGUAAACAAACUGUUGUGAGGAAUCUGGUCCCUAGCUGUAAGUUAAAGUGCUUUAAACAGCUUGCGGCUUUGUUGGGUUCAUUUUAAGUUCAUCCGAGAGUCAUGAACUGCUUCCAGACUCCCGCUCGCAGCUUAUUCUCAGCUUCCAGCCCUUCGCUCUCUGCUGCUGCGACCCAGAUGUUCAGCACGUUGGACUCGGCUGCAGAACAAAUGAUGGUGCACAGAGAUUUCCAGGCGGCUUUUGACACAUGCCACAGAGGCCUGGAGAGCCUCGCCGCCCUAGAUCCCGAGGACAGCAGAUGUGGAGAGCUGAAGGCUGGUUUCUGCAUCUUAGGCAUUCAGGCACUGGCUGAGCUCAAUCAGUGGCGGGAUGUCCUCUGCUGGGUGCUGCAGCAGUACGAGCAGGAGCAAAUACCAGCUAAGAUCAUGCAGAUGUGCAUACUUCUUUACUCCAAGGUGGGUGAGCCUGCUGGGAUGCAGGAGGCAGCCAGAGUGUGGUUACACUGCCCAUUGAACAUCAGAGCGGCUGGCUUCGGGACAGUUGCAGAGCUGUACCUCCUGCAUGUCCUUGUGGCUCUGGGACAGAAGGAAGAGGCUCGGGAGCUGAUCACAGGUGAGGUUGGCAGCAGCGCCUUCACAGAAGAACAGAGACAGACGGCGCUGGAUGUCGUUGAAGAAAAAGAGCGGCAAACUCAAGACCCUCCUCUAAAUCCCAGGAUGAGUGGAAGCUCUGACAUCACUGAGCAUCCUGUCUCAUCCCAAGGUACUUUAAUCCAUAAACUUGUGGCCGUGCUCAGGUUUAUAUACAGAAAGUUCCAAAUAGCCGGCUCUGGCUCAUUCUCUCUUCGGAAGAUCUUUCUGGCUGUCGUCCUCCUCUAUAUGCUUUUGUUCCGAAUGGAUCCAGCUCUCCCGUCUUCUUUCAUGUGGAUUUCCAAAUUUCUGCAGCUGCUCAAACAGAUGUGGACUGCCAUGUUUGCACCAUAUUAUCAGUCUGUCACUCAGAGCAAAGGACUGUAGAGAACUGAAUAUGUUAGGGCUAUCAGUUUAAAUGAAUUAAAGGACUUUUUGUAAGAGAACAUGGAUGAGUUCCAUAUCAGACCUAUAAAACAUUUAAAGCUUCCUCAUUCCAGUAAUAUUUGCUUCUUUUUUCUUUUCUUUUUUUGAAGCUCCAGACCCUUUUCCGCUCACAUGACAUAAAUUCUCCCCAGGUUCUCACGAAUGCAUCCUUUGUUUGUUCAUCUCAAAGCACCACCCGCAUCAUCAUCAUGUGUAUAAUGUGUCUUUUUUUUUUUCUUUUUUUUCCCCCAACCUGGGAAGUGACUCACUGUGUCCUGCUUCAGAGUAUCUAGAAUGAUGAAUAGGGGUAAGAAAAUACUUACAGUCAGUGUUCCACU